AUGAUAAACAAUUUUACCCACGAAUCUCCGCAUAAUGAGGCCGUUCCUGAUGGUAGGAGUGUACUUGACCAAGUAGAUCAAUAUCUCACGGAUCAAGGUACCUCAAGGGGUGUAGAAACCAGCAGAUCCAUGCUAGAUUUGGAUUUGGCAGCUGGAUAUGGGCAGGGCCCACCAGCAGACGAACACCAAAUGCGAACAAGGCCACAACACCACCGUCAACGGUCUAAAGAGGGCACUAAUCACCAACAACACCAUCCGGUGCCUUUUAACUUUGACCUCGAUGUUUCGUCCAUUCCAAAUGCGGCGAACGAUGCAAGGGUGGUACGACCUGACAUGGUCUUUUCUCCUAUGAUGUCACCUGUAGUUGAGCCGGUACCACCAGGACAGUCCCAUCAAUACCACCACCAUCACCAUCAUCACAAUUCUGGAUCAAAUGCUAAUACACCACUUUUGAGAUCGCAAGCUAGCAACCUUCCUCAUCACGCUAUCCCAUCAUCCAAGGCGCACUGCUCCCCACUUUCAUCACCUGUUCUUGAUCCGGCAGCGGAUAGCAAUAUGGUAAACCUGAGACGUGUCACCUCGAGCUCUUCUUCUCGUGGCAAGAGAACUCCAAUGUCAACGCCUGCUCUCACGGCGACCACAGUGGGAACGUCAACCUCUUCGUUUGGGAGUGCAUCAACAACAUCAAAAGUGGUGAAGAACAGUCCACAGUUGGUUCAUAGACGAUCUGCAGCCUCGAUUCAAACAAAACAUAAACAAUCGAUUCAGACAAAUUGGGAUGAGAUGUUCAAAUUACCGGACAGCUCAAUCCCUCCGCCAUCUUUGCCGCUGGCGGCAGCGGCAGGUUAUUCCCCAGCAGGUCAGCAAUAUCAAUACCAGCAACCGCAACAGCUUCAACAGUCUCAACAUCCGCAACAACAACAUCAUAAUCAUCCUGAUGAAUUUGUCCAUUCUCGUCCCAAUUCGAGUGUGUCCUCCGAACGCACGCAAAAUUCGGCCAAUUCCACUGUCGCGCUCAGUAGCCUAGAUCUCGACCUCGAAAACUAUGACUAUCAACCGUCACACCAACACGAAGUUACUCCGGCCACUUUAAUGAAUUAUCCUAAAGUGAUUUUGCCUUCAACUUCUCAUUCUGCCGCCCAGUCACCAGCCCGUGAUUUGUCGCAGCUGCCUGCAGGUGUUAACUCGAGUAAUGAAAUUGGCAAUGGAAGCCAUCAUGGUGGAACCAAUGGCCCUAGUAGUAGUACCUUUAUUGUCGCCUCCGAGUCGCCAGUAAUUAAGGCCAAAAACCCCUCGCCCGUAUUUUCGCGGCCGCUGGCGACCCGCAAAGUCAGUACGGGUACCACUAGCGUGCGGGGAACCCCAGAAUUAAAACCACAUCGAAAAAACAGUAAGAAUUCGCUCAGAGAAAAGGACGACGACGAAAUCUCUGUGAGAUUUGGAGAUGGCGACGGCGAAGGGCCAGAAGAUCAACACAAGAAAGAUAUACACAAGGCCGCCGAGCAGGGCCGGCGUAAUCGUUUGAACAGUGCUUUGGCUGAGCUUCACUCUUUAAUUCCGCCCGAACUCAAGGACUCUAUCUUGAUUCCUUCAAAAGCCACAACGGUUGAGCUUGCUUGUACCUAUAUUCGUGAGCUUCUUGCCAGAAAUCAUAACCCGUCAAAUCACGGAUAG
Lachancea dasiensis is the source of this 1674-nucleotide messenger RNA. The record is from the annotation of a GenBank genome assembly. NCBI's taxonomy places the organism in Eukaryota, Fungi, Ascomycota, Saccharomycetes, Saccharomycetales, Saccharomycetaceae.